This is a messenger RNA of Caenorhabditis bovis, 321 nucleotides long. Lineage: Eukaryota; Metazoa; Nematoda; Chromadorea; Rhabditida; Rhabditidae. The record is from the annotation of a GenBank genome assembly.
AUGCAAUUUUUCGCCGCCGCCACGCGAUUCUCAACAACCGUCACCAUACUCAUCGUGUGCUUGGUCGUUCUUGUGAUUACGGUCCAACCGGCAGAGGCAUUAUCGAACAAUAUGCAAGGCUCACUUCGGCAGAGUCGCAACUGUUUCUUCUCGCCGAUGGGAUGUAUCUUCAUUCCGAAAAAGUCGCGGAUUCGUAAAAUAUCGAGCAAUAUGCAAGGCUCACUUCGGCAGAGUCGCAACUGUUUCUUCUCGCUGAUGGGAUGUGUGUUCAUGCCGAAAAUGUCGCGGAUUCGUAAAAUGUCCAACGAUUACGAUGGAUGA